UAUUCAGAGAUGUGCUCAAUAGAGCCCGGCAGCGCGGCCUGCAAGUUCAACGUGGGAUAGGCUGGCGCAGCAAGAGCAAGAGAUGCCAGAGCCGGCAACAGGAAUGUUUGGCAAUGCAUGUCGAAUGCUUCUGCGUAGGUACUUCUGAGGCUGAGUUGAUGGCGUAGGACGUUGACUAUGAGUGGUUGUGGUCGUUAUAGAGAUGGUACAACGACUCGAAAUCCAAUGCAGAAAAUCAGACGGGACCAAGGAAACCGAACGUUAAGAGAAAAACGAGAAAAAAGAGGACGGAAAAGAAAGGGAGAAAAAAACUUCGUCUUUCAAAUGUAUGGGAUGAAGCGUAGAGAGGUAGAGCUGCCACAGGUCCGUUGCGUAAAGCGGGCAGCCGUUUCUAAUAUACCACAACAUCAUCAACAGCUUUCGUCGGCGGCAACGGCUGCCACUGGUCCACUCAUGUCUGGACCAAAGGUAGGUAUGGUGGCCUGCCCGUAUUGGUAUGGCACGGUAUUCGUAGUUCAAAAGAGGAUGGCGGGGGGGCAUGGCCAGGGGUCUGUCGAUGUGUGUGCGAGGCAACGCGUAGGUAUUCGCAGCAUUCAGAAAGCCAAGAUCGGCAGCCGCCAUACCAAUGUAACCGUACAACGGGCGGGAAAGCAAAGAGGGGCAAGUCGUUGAACGAGGGCGAAUGAGCGGAUGGGCGGAAUGCAAGUACUAUCAGGGGGUGUGGGAGGCCAGGCGAUCUCCGCCAGGGUCGGGGCAGAUAUGCAAGCGCCCGGCCCGCUUCGAGGGCCUCGUUGUGUGGUGACAGGUAGCGAUGCAAUCCGCGUCUGCUGCUGCAAAAGUCUCGAGGCAAUGUACUCGUGGUAAUGUCGCGUUGUGUUGGGCUUCCAGUAU
Molecule: messenger RNA, 891 nt
Organism: Colletotrichum navitas
Lineage: Eukaryota; Fungi; Ascomycota; Sordariomycetes; Glomerellales; Glomerellaceae
Exons: 1
Coding region: 178-672 (164 amino acids)
Source: RefSeq, a predicted model, not a curated record